AUUUGAACCGAUCAAUACAUUACCCUCUAAUUAGCAUUUGAGAUCCGCUCUAUAUAUAUGUUCAAUUAAAAUGUCUUCAAAUAUAAGAAAGAGAUCCGCUCUUUGUGUCCUUGGCAGUGUCAUGACAUUCGAGAUUAUAGCAUGUGCUACUCUUUGGGCCCUUGGACUAAAGAAGGUGAAGCAUGACGAUGAGUGGGACUCGAUUUGGGAUGUGAGUGUACUAGCAGCCAUAUGCCACGUGGUAGCCUCUGCUAUAAACAUAGGCUUUGCCGUUUGGAUAUGGUGUCGUGAGGCAUCUAAAGAAAAUGACACUGCUAAACUAUUGCUCAAGUUGUAUACACUCAUUUUUCUUGGGGUGAUAGGGAGCGUAUGUAUUGGAGGAGUGUUACUUCUCAUCAAAGUGACACAAUGGACUAACACAUCUCAAUCGGAAGGGGGGGUCUCUCAUCAGCGUAUGCGUCACAGACUAAUGUAUGCCAUGCUUUGUUGUGGUUUGCUACCGUGUUUUACCGCUACAUAUAUUUUUUUCAUUUCCGUUGUCGGUGGUCUUGUGACUGACAACGAUAUUACCGGUGACCCCUUUGGGCUUUGAAGAGUUACUUUCCAUAGUUAUACUCUGUACUAUCGUAUUUAUUUUCAAUACCAAGUACUCCCAUUUUCUGCUAUUUGUUUCCCUAUCUUUGCUACCUCUUCUAUGUAACACGGUCCAACCAAUAUUAGAAUUCCAAUGUUUUUAGUUCUUGUAAAUAUAGUACAUCUUAUUU
This is a messenger RNA of Cuscuta europaea, 764 nucleotides long. Lineage: Eukaryota; Viridiplantae; Streptophyta; Magnoliopsida; Solanales; Convolvulaceae. The record is from the annotation of a GenBank genome assembly.